AUGUCAAGUAUGUUUAUUGAGUGUACUUCACGAGACAACAAUCCUAGAAAUGAGCCUACAAAUGGAAAUACCGGACGAACUAUGGAAGGCAUCUCGAAGAACCUUGCAAACAUGGCAAAUGAUUUGCCAUCAGGUGGAACCAUCUCAUUUCAGAUUACGGCUUGUAAACGGCAGGAGGGUGGACUUAGAAGAGCAAGUGCGGAAACGUCGGUGGCUGAAACAUCUGAUGUUGAAGCAAGCACUAGUACAGCUCCAAGCUGCAGGAAUAAUUCAUCAAACAGUCUCCUUGAUCGACGGCAACUAUUAGUUACGGGUAACAACGCCUCUAGAUCAUCGUGCAAGCGCAAACCAGCCUUACCGAAGAAGCGGCCAAGCACUAUGCAAGAGCCCGUAAUCAUAAGUGCUGAAACAGGUGAAGCUGUUGAUGAUGAUACAGCUCCCAUGGAAGAUUCAGUUUGUUCGUCAGGAAAUGCUAUUAUCAACAGGGAUUGCAGAUUUGUUCCAGUGAGUAACAACACCAAGGGCAAAGUAGCAGAAUCAGUUGAUUUCUGUAAGGAUGGCACCGAUUUACAACGAUUAUUAUCAACGACAGAGAAAUGUGCAUCUUCAAACUUGUGUAGUGCAACAAAUGCAGCAAAUAUUUUGCAUUGUGACAGCGAGCUCCUGAAUGGUGAAACUAAAGCGGAACAUUGGGAAAUUUCGUCGAUCUCUUCUGUUUCUGAUGCACUGGUGAUAGACACACGGUCAAACAGCUUAUCAUCAUUAGAAGAUGUUAAUGGAAAACAACAAAACGUGGAAUCAUUUGUUAUUACUGAUACAAUUGAUUAUGUGGAUUCUGCUGAACGUAAUAUGAGUUCAUCAGUGGCUCCUACUGGAGCUAUGGAUAUACAGAUUACCGAGAAUUCACGUUUACAAACCGAUGGUUCGGUGGACAGGACUAAUAAAUAUCAGGAGACGACCGAUGCGAAAAUUUGCAAGCUCUCUGAACAAUUUAUGGAUCAACGGAAUGGUUCGAAUAUAUCAAGUUUGAACGAUGUAUUGAUUUUGAAUGCUGCAGUAAACAGUUUUCUUUGGGCUAAUGCAGCUGCCGGGACGGAUGGAGCAAAUGCCUUCAUCACUCCGGAAAUGCUUGCAUAUCUCUCAGCUGCUGGUUUAUCUCCUUCUUUAGGCGUUCCAUGCGCUUCUACUCUUACCGACAAGCCGCAUGACAGCGUGUUAUUUAAAACAACAAGUUUAUCACCGAGCAGUACAACUACAUCUAUGAAACACGAGUUGCCUAUUAAUGAUGAUCAUUCAACGGCUAUGUCAUCAACGAAUGCAUUACAUCUGAAAACAGCCCUCGAUUUGGUUGAACCUAUUGCGCCUGAAUUGGUACCAGAACCAGCGGAAUUCGUGGUUGUUCGUGAAACACUCUCUCCACAGUAUGAAACAUUAAAACCGCUUACACCACUAUCACCUACUUCAACAAGCGAAGCUAUGCUACCUGCAUGUGGAACUCUGCUACUAGAUCACUCAACUGAAUUGAUAACCAAAGCGUCACCAUCUUAUACCAACGAUG
This is a messenger RNA of Cercopithifilaria johnstoni, 1558 nucleotides long. NCBI's taxonomy places the organism in Eukaryota, Metazoa, Nematoda, Chromadorea, Rhabditida, Onchocercidae. The record is from the annotation of a GenBank genome assembly.